AUGGGAAUGCACUUGGUUAUUAAUUGCCCAAUUACUGGCUGUUUAAUCCUCUUCCUUGCUGAUCAAGCACUGAUUUUGUUUAAAGAGCAAGUUGCUGAGCCCCAGUGGAGGGAUUAUAUUUUUCCUGGGCCUUUCAAGUCACAUCUUACUUCUUGCCCAGAUAUGUUUCCAGCCUAUCGGACAAUGGUCACAGCCCCAUUUUGUGCCAAUAAGAUGGAAUGGAAAAUGGGGAACUGUUGGAAAAUUUUUUCUUCCUUGAUUAAAGAACUUGAUUUCUUGUUCAGAACACCAGUUAAUGGGAUCUGGAUCUGUGGCAACAAUCUUGCAAAUAUGAGGUGA
Pipistrellus nathusii (Nathusius's pipistrelle) is the source of this 339-nucleotide messenger RNA. The record is from the annotation of a GenBank genome assembly. Lineage: Eukaryota; Metazoa; Chordata; Mammalia; Chiroptera; Vespertilionidae.